Molecule: messenger RNA, 6385 nt
Organism: Coregonus sp. 'balchen'
Lineage: Eukaryota; Metazoa; Chordata; Actinopteri; Salmoniformes; Salmonidae
Source: the annotation of a GenBank genome assembly
CUGGCCAGUUUCCGAGGGACGGUCCAGCAUGGCUUGCCAUUGGAGAUUGGGGACACAGUGCAGCUCCUGGAGAAAUGUGAAGGUAACUGAUAACCUCUACUCAUUUCACACCCACAUAAACCAUGAACCCCCCUUCGAGCUUCACAGACAGCCACUGUGACUCACAGAUGGGCUGCUACUGCUGCUGCUGCUGGGGAUGUAGUCAACCUUUGAGGUUGGGCCACGUUUCCUUCCCCAGUCCGUCCCUCCAGGAGUAUUGUGUUGCACAUGAAAUGUUAAUAGACUUUUGUAUUUUUUUUGUAUUUGAUGAGAUAAACGUUUGUGGAGGCUCUCAGUUUGCUACUGUUUCCUUUGCCGGGAGAGGGAGCAGACUUCGCUUCCUACUUCCCGCCCACACUGAGCUCAGAGAGAGAGUGUGUGUGUGUGUGUUUGCUUGCUUGCCUUAGACUCAAAGAGACUGAGAGCUUGUGUGUGUGUGCUUGCUUGCAUGUGUGUGUGUACAUGCUAAGGAGUGUGUGUGUGUCCCUGCUUGCCUGUGUAUUGUGAAGGAGUGUGUGAGCCUCAAGGCCGAGGCACUCACACUCCAGGUUUAAUUUUUCACAUAGUUUCAGACAGAGCAGAGCAGGCGCCCGUCACACCUUCCUGUUUCCACCCAGCUAACUUACACAGCAUUGACGCAACAUUCCUCCCUUCUCAGGGCGGAAUGAUCUCACUUCCUGUUGUUGCUCAAGGACAGACAGACAGACAGACAGACGACAGAUCCGUCUGAGAUAGCUGAUGAUACAUUCCGAACUCACUGAAGGAAAUGAUCUGACAUCUAAUAUACACUAUGAAUGCAAAAGUAUGUGGGCACCCCUUCAAAUGAGUGGAUUUGGCUAUUUCAGCCACACCCGUUGCUGACAGGUGUAUAAAAUUGAGCAUGCAGCCAUGCAAUCUCCAUAGACAAACAUUGGCAGUAGAAUGGCCUUACUGAAGAGCUCAGUGACUUUCAACAUGGCACCGUCAUAGGAUGCCACCUGUUAUUGUGAAGUGGAAACGUAUAGGAGUAACAGCGGCUCAGCCGUGAAGUGGUAUGCCACACAAGCUCACAGAACUGGAUCGCCGAGUGCUGAAGCGCGUAGCGCGUAAAGAUAAUCUGUCCUCGGUUGUAACACUCACUACCGAGUUCCAAACUGCCUCUGGAAGCAACGUCAGCACAAUAACUGUUCGUCGGGAGCUUCAUGAAAUGGGUUUCCAUGGCUAAGCAGCCACACACAAGCCUAAGAUCACCAUGCGCAUUGCCAAGCGUCGGCUGGAGUGGUGUAAAGCUCGCCGCCAUUGGACUCUGGAGCAGUGGAAACGCAUUCUCUGGUAUGAUGAAUCACGCUUCACCAUCUGGCAGUCCGACUAAUGAAUCUGGGUUUGGCGGAUGCCUGGAGAACGCUACUUGCCCCAAUGCAUACAGUGAGGGAAAAAAGUAUUUGAUCCCCUGCUGAUUUUGUACGUUUGCCCACUGACAAAGACAUGAUCAGUCUAUAAUUUUAUUGAUAGGUUUAUUUGAACAGUGAGAGACAGAAUAACAACAAAAAAUCCAGAAAAACGCAUGACAAAAAUGUUAUAAAUUGGUUUGCAUUUUAAUGAGGGAAAUAAGUAUUUGACCCCUCUGCAAAACAUGACUUAGUACUUGGUGGCAAAACCCUUGUUGGCAAUCACAGAGGUCAGACGUUUCUUGUAGUUGGCCAACAGGUUUGCACACAUCUCAGGAGGGAUUUUGUCCCACUCAACUUUGCAGAUCUUCUCCAAGUCAUUAAGGUUUCGAGGCUGACGUUUGGCAACUCUUCAGCUCCCUCCACAGAUUUUCUAUGGGAUUAAGGUCUGGAGAAUGGCUAGGCCACUCAAGGACCUUAAUGUGCCUCUUCUUGAGCCACUCCUUUGUUGCCGUGGCCGUGUGUUUUGGGUCAUUGUCAUGCUGGAAUACCUAUCCACGACCCAUUUUCAAUGCCCUGGCUGAGGGAAGGAGGUUCUCACCCAAGAUUUGACGGUACAUGGCCCCGUCCAUCGUCCCUUUGAUGCGGUGAAGUUGUCCUGUCCCCUUAGCAGAAAAACACCCCCAAAGCAUAAUGUUUCCACCUCCAUGUUUGACGGUGGGGAUGGUGUUCUUGGGGUCAUAGGCAGCAUUCCUCCUCCUCCAAACACGGCGAGUUGAGUUGAUGGCAAAGAGCUCGAUUUUGGUCUCAUCUGACCACAACACUUUCACCCAGUUCUCCUCUGAAUCAUUCAGAUGUUCAUUGGCAAACUUCAGACGGGCCAGUAUAUGUGCUUUCUUGAGCAGGGGGACCUUGCGGACACUGCAGGAUUUCAGUCCUUCACGGCGUAGUGUGUUACCAAUUGUUUUCUUGGUGACUAUGGUCCCAGCUGCCUUGAGAUCAUUGACAAGAUCCUCCCGUGUAGUUCUGGGCUGAUUCCUCACCAUUCUCAUGAUCAUUGCAAUUCCACAAGGUGAGAUCUUGCAUGGAGCCCCAGGCCGAGGGAGAUUGACAGGUCUUUUGUGUUUCUUCCAUUUGCGAAUAAUCGCACCAACUGUUGUCACCUUCUAACCAAGCUGCUUGGCGAUGGUCUUGUAGCCCAUUCCAGCCUUGUGUAGGUCUACAAUCUUGUCCCUGACAUCCUUGGAGAGCUCUUGGUCUUGGCCAUGGUGGAGAGUUUGGAAUCUGAUUGAUUGAUUGCUUCUGUGGACAGGUGUCUUUUAUACAGGUAACAAGCUGAGAUUAGGAGCACUCCCUUUAAGAGUGUGCUCCUAAUCUCAGCUCGUUACCUGUAUAAAAGACACCUGGGAGACAGAAAUCUUUCUGAUUGAGAGGGGGUCAAAUACUUAUUUCCCUAAUUAAAAUGCAAAUCAAUUUUCACAUUUUUUUACAUGCAUUUUUCUGGAUUUUUUUGUUGUUAUUCUGUCUCUCACCUACCAUUUAAAAUGAUAGACUGAUCAUUUCUUUGUCAGUGGGCAAACGUACAAAAUCAGCAGGGGAUCAAAUUCUUUUUUCCCUCACUGUAAUGCCAACUGUAAAGUUUGGUAGAGGAGGAAUAAUGGUCUGGGGCUGUUUUUCAUGGUUUGGGCUAGGCCCCUUAGUUCCAGUGAAGGGAAAUCUUAACGCUACAGCAUACAAUGACAUUCUAGACACUCUGUGCUUCCAACAGUUUGGGGAAGGCCCUUUCCUGUUUCAGAAUGACAAUGCUCCCGUGCACAAAGCGAGGUCCAUACAGAAAUGUUUUGUCGAUCGGUGUGGAAGAACUUAAUGAGCCUGCACAGAGCCCUGACCUCAACCCCAUCGAACAGGCCUAAUCACCCAACAUCAGUGCCCAACUUCACUAAUGCGUUUGUGGCUGAAUGGAAGCAAGUCCCCGCAGCAAUGUUUCAACAUCUAGUGGAAAGCCUUCCCAGAAGAGUGGAGUCUGUUAUAGCAGCAAAGGGGGGACAAACUCCAUAUUAAUUCCCAUGAUUUUGGAAUGAGAUGUUCGACGAGCAGGUGGCCAUAUACUUUUGGUCCUGUAGUGUAUGUGGUUGGUUUGGUGGGAGGGAAGAUAUACAAUCUGUACCAGUUCCCACAACCCAAAGGCAAGAAAGGGUGUUAUUCUGUACUAAAGAGGAGACAAGUUACUAAAAAAGGGCUUCUGCCAUUGCUGGUACUGUGUCAUCAAGUUGCUACUGUAGUGUGAUCACUCAAAUGAAGUGUGAUAGGUAACAUACGACCGCUUCUUCUCUGACACUCUGGCCAAGCAAAAACUAGAAAGACUUCUAAUAGAAAAUGCAUAGCAGAGGUCCUUCAGUAGGCAGGACCACAGUGAGACUCAUUCUCACCUUGUCUCUAUCACUCUUACCUCUUUAGCACUGUCACAGACAGGUGCUGGACUGAGUAGCACAUUAUGACCUUAGGUUACUAGUACUACUUACACCCCCUGGUGCUACUGACACCCCCUGGCUCACCAGCCUGGCCGGUGGCCACAACAAAUACUGGGUGCUCAGUGCCAUGUAACACCGUGCCUGGUAGGCUGCAGUAAACAGUGCAGUGACAGAUACUGCCUCCCGUGAUAAAGUGUUCCAGCUGGGCGUUUGUUUUACAGCUCGGCAGCUCUACGACUGGUGUGGUCGGAGCUGAAGUGGCGAUGCUUCAGUAACCCCCGGGCUGCAUCCCAAAUGGCACCCUAUAGCCCAUAGGGCUCUGGUCAAAAGUAGUGCACUAUACAGGGACUAGGGUGCCAUUUGAGACACAGCCCCAGUCAUUUGUUUGGCAGUGAGAGGCAGCCAUUACUUAACCAGACAGCUCUUUCUCUCCUCUCCUACUCUCCACUCCCAUAUCAGAUGCUGUAGUGAUGGAAUGAAAUUGAUUAUUUGGUGGUUGACAUUUUAACUGAGAGCGCAGAAGAGCCAAUCUUCAGAAUCAUAAUAGGAAUGCUAUCUAUUAACUCAGUGGACACACACACACACAGACUCUUCGAUAGAAGGAAAGAUAGCGGGUCUGAAAGUCACGGUGACAUGAUGAAAAUGUGAUUUUUUGUCUCCUCAGGCUGGUACAGGGGGUUCGUCCAUAAGAAUCCAAAUGCCAAGGUGGGUGAGACUUUUUUUGUGUAUUGAAGCUGUCAGUUCAGCUGCUAUUUUCAGAUUCAGAAAUAUCCGGUCUCUGCUUUGAUCUGAGGGCUGUGCAGCAAGCAGGUCAAUAGGGAGAGGCUCAUAGUUUAAUAAUGUCAAGUUGACACACACACACAAGUACAUUUAUUUAUAUUGAUUAUAUGCAUCAUUUACACUCGCUAACAGAAUGUGUUAAUGUUAGUACUGUUGAAUGAUACAGUUAGAAUGACAUUCAACAUUCAUUAGUUUGUUUAUUCUCUCCCCCCCAGGGUAUUUUCCCAUGCAGUUACAUUCACUUGAAGAACGCCCAUAUCAAGAACAAAGGGUAAGUAAUGAGUGUAUUGUGUGUGUGUGUGUGUGUGUGAGUGGGUGUGUGUCUGUUUCAGUGUGUGUGUGCGUGUGUGUGUGUCCGUUUGUGUCUCCCUGUGUCUGUCUCUGAGAAGGCAAACAUCCUUAUUAGAUCAGCCAGUCUGGAAGGUGAGGGAGGUUUAUGUCAUUUCUGUGGAAAGGAAAAGUUAGAUUAACGUCAUAAUAACAGAACAGAGGUUAAGUGCUUCUUCUACCAGCCUCAUAAUGAUACUGCAUUAUUAUCUCUGUGUGUGUGCGCGUGUGCGUGUGUGCGUGUGUGCGUGCGUGUAUUUUAACUCCGGCUCGGUAGUUAUACUGUAGUAAUUUGAUGUCCCUCUCUCUUUCUCUGACCCACAGGCAGUUUGAGACUGUCAUCCCCACAGAGGACUCUGUUAUCACUGAGAUGACAUCCACCCUGAGAGACUGGGGGGCCAUGUGGAAACGGCUCUACGUGGUAAAGAGUGUUCAACACACACAUAUAGGAUAAUUUACCUGUGCUUGUUAGACAGAACGUCUGAAUUUGUGAUGCAUUAUUUGUUAUGGAAGGCUGACUGUCUGGCCCCAAUUUUUUUACUCUGAUAUGUCUCUCUGUCUCUCGCUCUCUCUCUCUCUCUGUAGAAGAAUGAAGGGGAUCUGUUCCAUCGGUUGUGGCAUGUGAUGAAUGAGAUCCUGGACCUGAGGAGACAGGUUCUGGUUGGUCACCUCACCAACGACCGCAUGAAAGACGUCAAACAGCACAUCACUGCCAGGUUGGACUGGGGAAACGAGUGAGUAGUGGCGAGAGAGAAACAUUCCUGCAUCCCAGUCCCCAGUCCCUGUCUUUGAAUGUCACACUCCCUCCCCAGGCACAUGCUGUGCUCAAUCAGUUUCGUUCUCCUUCAAACAGACACACCACACGUUCAAACAGACACAUACACACACUUUUCAUUUUGUAUCAAACAGACACACACAAACACUUUCCACUGCGUGUCUAUCUCCCGGGAAGAAGGGAUAAAACGACACCUGUCAGUCCCUUGCUGUUGGGUGUGGACAGACGACAGACGGCUCCCCCUGCCUCUCCCAGUCUUAUACCAUCCCAUGCUUUGAAAGACUGAUCUAUCCCUGGGAGAUUGGAGAGUGUGUGUGGGUACCCCUCUACUCCUCUAUGUCCCUGUGAGACAUAGCAGACUUGCAGUUUUGUCAAGUGUGUCCUGUCUAAAUGGUUUGAUGCGCUGACAGUGCUGUGGUGUGUGUUCCAGACAGCUGAGUUUGGACCUGGUACCUCGCAGGGAGUUCAGCAUGGUGGACCCAGACGAGAUCAGUGUCACAGAACUCUUCAAACUGGUGAGUUAUAUUCCCAAAACCAGGAACACUGUUCUCUUGUUACUGUGUAUUCCCCACUCACUAUCCUCAUCAAUCCACUGUCUACUAUACAUUUCUCUAGCAUUAGCCACA